AUGGACCUGGUGGAAUUGGAGGCAGUGGAAGGGCUCCGAUGGACGUGGAAUUCGUGGGUGGCGGAAGGGACGAAUCUGGUGAUACCUCUGAGCAUAAUGUGCAGUCCCAUGAUGUUGAGUGAGGUCCCUCUUCUCCCAUACAAUCCUCUCCUCUGCUCCCGAUGCGCCGCCGUUUUAAACCCCUACGCACGCCUCGACUACCAGUCCCGCAUCUGGCACUGCCCCUUCUGCUCCCUCCGCAACCCCUUUCCUCGCCCCAUCGCCGACACCAACCUCCCUGCAGAGCUCUUCCCCACCUACAGCACCGUCGAGUACUCUCCUCCUCUCCCUCCCUCCUCUCCCUCUCCUUCUCCCCCUGCCUUCGUCUUUCUCCUCGAUAUCUCCUCCCCCCAAGACCAACUCCUCUCCCUCAAGAACGACCUCCUCCUCCUCCUCCACCACCUCCCCGACCACGCCCUCGUCGCUCUCCUCACCUUCGACUCCAUGGUCUAUCUCCACCAUCUCGCCUCUCCCCACUGUUCCUCGCUCCACCUCUUUCACGGCAACCGCAAUCUCUCCUCCAAUCAGAUCCGACAGUUCCUCAACAUUGGCCGCCCCCACCCGCUGCAUCAUGGACAGACGCCCAAACAGGGUUUUCUGUUGCCAAUUUCCGAAUGUGAAUUCUCCAUCACUGCUGCAAUUGAAGACAUCCAUUCUACAUUCGUCUUCACUUCCGGCACUCGCCCUCCAAGGUGCACCGGGGCUGCCAUUUCCGUUGCCCUCGGACUUCUAGAGUCCUGCCUCGUCACCACAGGCUCCAGGAUCAUGCUCUUCACCUCCGGACCUGCUACUCUCGGACCCGGAAUCGUUGUUGAUCCUGAUCUCCGCCAUCCCAUCAGAACCCACCAUCACAUCUUCAAUUCCCAAGCCAGACACCACGCUAGCUCUUGCGCUUUCUAUAACCAACUCUCCCAGAGGUUAUCUGACGCCUCUGUUGUUCUUGAUCUCUUUGCUUGUUCGCUCGAUCAAGUUGGGGCCGCCGAGUUACGAGAACCGGUUGAGCAAUCUGGUGGAUUGAUGAUUCUCUGCGAAUCCUUCGAAUCUGAUCAGUUCAAGAAAUGUCUCAGGCAUAUGUUCAAGUCUGACGAGCAGGGCCAUUUGAAGAUGAACUUUGAUGCCACUAUUGAAAUAGUGACUACCAAAGAUGUCAAAAUCUGUGGAGCACUUGGCCCUUGUGUGUCUCUUCACAGAAAGAACAGUUUGGUGAGUGAGGCUGAGGUUGGACAGGGUGGUACCUCUAUGUGGAAGUUAAACACGCUCACCCACAAAACUUGCAUUGCUUUUUUCUUCCAAGUGAAUCAGCAGCAGAAAAUUCAACCCGGGUCUGCAUUUUUGAUUCAGUUUAUCACGCGGUACAGGCAGGGGAACAUGGGAUACCAGAAAAGAGUGACCACUGCUGCAAGACGAUGGGUUGCCAACCAUUCUGCUGAUAUUGCUGCUGGGUUUGAUCAAGAAGCCGCCGCUGCAGUUAUGGCAAGACUUGCAAUUCUCCGUGCACAGUCAUGCCAUGCCCGUGAUGUAAUUAGAUGGCUGGAUGACGCGCUCAUACGUUUUACUUCCAAGUUUGGGGACUAUGUGCCAGAAGAUCCAUCUUCCUUCCGCCUAUCCUCCAACUUUUCCCUUUAUCCCCAGUUUAUGUUCCACUUGAGGCGAUCUCAAUUUAUUGAUGUCUGUAACACUACUCCUGAUGAAACUGCGUUUUUCCGGCUCAUGCUGAACCGCGAGGGAGUAGUAGGAUCACUUAUAAUGAUUCAACCUACGCUUUUCCAAUAUUCGUUCGACGGGCCACCUGUUCCAGUACUGCUAGAUAUUCGUUCUGUUUCUCCUGAUUUUAUCUUGCUCUUUGAUUCUUUCUUCUAUGUGGUCAUUCAUUAUGGGUCCAAGAUAGCCCAAUGGAGGAAGCUGGGUUAUGAUAAGGACCCCAAUCAUGAGAACUUCAGAAAGCUGUUGGAAGCCCCAGAACUGGAUGCAGAGCAACUGGUGGCGGACAGGGUUCCAGUGCCGAGGAUUAUUAGAUGUGACCAACAUAGCAGUCAGGCUAGAUUUCUUCUCGCCAAGUUGAACCCAUCUGUUACUCAAAAUUCAACCUACACAGAUGGAUCGGAUAUUAUAUUUACUGAUGACAUGAGCUUGGAAGUUUUUCUAGAUCAGUUGCAGGUACUGGCAGUGCAAAGCUAG
Messenger RNA from Sphenostylis stenocarpa, 2217 nucleotides. The record is from the annotation of a GenBank genome assembly. Lineage: Eukaryota; Viridiplantae; Streptophyta; Magnoliopsida; Fabales; Fabaceae.